Opisthorchis viverrini is the source of this 216-nucleotide messenger RNA. RefSeq lists its product as hypothetical. The record is from RefSeq and is a predicted model, not a curated record. The transcript has a single exon. Bases 1 to 216 code for a protein of 71 amino acids. NCBI's taxonomy places the organism in Eukaryota, Metazoa, Platyhelminthes, Trematoda, Opisthorchiida, Opisthorchiidae.
AUGAAUACUACAAGAUCGCGAGUGGUCUGCAUUGGUGGGACAGACUCCGAGUCCAAUAUGUAUAAUUCGGUCCCUGAUGCUGGUCUCACUGCCUCGAAUGCCAAAUUACUGGCGUUGACACAGCUCGUAUUCUCCGCACCGUUUGGUUUGUGUUUUCAAAUCUACCUGCAACUUGGCUUUAUCGACCCGGGUGCAGAUGAUCCCUACGGUUUUUAA